CACACAUAUACAUGUAUAUAUAUGUAUAAUGUGUAAAUAUACGCCAUACACUCUAUAUAUAUUUGAGAGACCAGGAAAGAUGAUGACACAUUUAGCAAAGGUGCGGAAUAUACAAUAUUGACUGUUUUGCCUUGGGAAAUACCAUCACAUUAUUGUUUUAGUACCAAGGUUUGGUAUGUUAAAUGAUUGAGUAAAGUUCAUCAGAAUGUUUAAAGUGGCAGCUAAGCUUGUCCACAUCACCAAUGGUGGGGUGAGGGUGGCCAGAGGGGCGGUGGGGACCUAUACCAGAUAUGCCUACUUCUCUUUGACGGACAGAAAAGGGAGACAAUCCAGUGAUGGCUCCCUCAAAAAUAUCAAGCGAUAUGAACCAAAGUAUGAUUUAGAAUACGACACUCCAGAGGAUUAUCUCUUGUCACAGUGGACCAGCAACCCUUGGCCUUACCUGUACUACCGCCUACUCAUGGCAUGUUAUUUUGUGUUUAUGGUAUUCUACACAGCCAUUGUGGGGACUCUGAAAGCCAAAAUGUUAAUCAUGCUGACCUACUGGUCAUUCUACCUACUAACAGCCUGUCAGAUCCUCAGGGCAGCUAAUGUGUGGCAUUACAUACAGCUGAGGAAAUCCAACCAUGAUAUUCCGGAGAAAUUGAAGAGUAGCCGACGGAUCAAACUUCAGUGGGUGCUGUACAAUCUCAGUGCUGGCAGUGCCCCAAUAGUCACCUUCCUGUUUUGGACUAUUGCUUAUGAUGGAUCAGGCGUGACCUUCAUCAACUGCUCCACUCACGGUGCUAAUGCUGCGGCAGUCUUCCUGGAUCUGUGGAUUACUCGGAUGCCAAUGCGAAUGAUGCACAUGGUUCAUUCUGUGUAUUUCGGAUUGAUUUAUAGUGCCUUCUCUAUAAUUUACUGGUACCUAGGGGGAACCAACCAAUAUGGAGAACCAUUCAUCUACAAAGUGCUCAACUAUGGGGAAUCCCCUCUCAAAGCAAUGUAUUACAUAAUUGCCAUUAGUUUUAUAGUGGCCCCCAUGAUUCACAGCAUGUUUUUCCUGUUAUAUAGGUUAAGGCUAUUUCUCCAUCGAUUUUUGAAAGUGAUGGAUAAGAGGCAUAAGGUAGAAACAGAUUAAAAUGUUUUGAUAUUAAUCUGAGUUUUUUGGAUAUUAUGUGCCAAUUUUAAUACAUGCCAGCAAACUUUUCUGUGUUAUUUUAUGUGUGUGUCCAUAUUAAUGGUUGAGUUUUGGUUCUAGUCUGGAUUUUAGUACAUUGUUCAGGGUAUUGUACGAGAUCAGAUUUUAGAGGUAUGGCUGAAGCAUAUUGCGACAUAUCAUGAUACCCUGAGACUGUAUCACGAUACAUAUUGCAGUUUAUUAUAUACUUUUAAUUUCAUCUCUUCUUUUUUUUUUUAAAAGUUUGCGGGCAUAUAUCACACGAUAUAUGCCUGGAAACAUUCCGGCCCGCAAACAUUACGUCACAAUCAAAUUUCUACGCUGUUAAUUUUCAAAUUUUUCGUGUUUUUCAUCUUUUACUCAGUUAAACCGAUAAAGUUAUUGUUAAAAAUAAAAUUAUUGUUAGUUUCUAAAUGAAAUUGAAAGUAUAUAAUAAAAAGGUUAUACACUUUGUAUGGGAAAUAUGACGCAAGCUCGGUCCGUCUACGCGCCAAAAAACUCGGUCCUCAUAUUUUCCCAUACAAAGUCUAUAACCUAUAAGUAUCACUUUUCAUAAUUUAUUAAAUUUUGUCUAUUGAGACAAGUUACACUGUAGUUUAUCGACAAAAAAUGCAAGGAUAGGAGAUUUGUUAAUAUUUUACGAAGUACAAACAUUUAAUUAAUUCUGAAACACAACAUAAAUGAAUUUUAAAAAUCACAUUAAUUAGGUUUGUUUAAAAAAGAAAUAACAAAAUAUGUCAAACGACUAGAUUUUUUACUAUUGAAAUUGAAAUUGUCCUGAACUCUGAUUAAAUGAGGUAGUGUACAUUUUAAAAGUGUUUUGGUUAUCUUUUGAAACAGUUUUGUUCUUCAGUAAAUAUUAAAUUAAUGAUGAAAAUGUGAUAUAUCGUGGUACACGGGUAUACAAUUUUCAUACUGCAAUAUGGUACCAGUUUUUUUGUGUAUUACAGUAUAUCAUUACACUCACAAAUUUUUUUUGUAAACAAAUAUUGAACCUAUCCAGCAUUCCAAAUAUUUCCAAUUUAUGAUAUUAUAUGGGAACAGGUAGAAGAUUCAUUAGGUUUGGAAUUUUGUUUUAUGUACUUGUAUAAGUUGAUAUAUUCAGAAUGAGUGUGUAAUUAUUUUCAGCAGCUGAAAUUGAGAUACAUAUAUAUUUUGAUAUGUAUAUUAAUUGACAAGGGUGCUUUGUUUAACAUUCAGGUACACUUUGAUAUAGGUAGGAACAUUGCUUUUAAAAUGUGGUGUGAUAAAGAAAAAAAUUAUGUGAUGUAUGUAAGAACUAGAAAUGCUUGAGAAAUGGUAUAUGUAGGGUUAUUUAAGGUCACUGUAUGCUUUAUUUAGGAAUAAAUGUCAAGGUCCUGUGUGUUAUGGAGGUAUACAGACAAUGGAAGCUCAUGGUAAUAUAAAUAUUUCCACAUAAUGCCAUUGCUUUUUAUAUCCUCAAUAAUACAAACUAGACAUAUAUUCCACAUAUUUAUAUUUUAUAAUGCUUUUAGAAAUAUUCCAUCAUAUGUAUAUAUUUUGAAAUGUAAAAACUGUCAAUAAAUGUCAACAGUCAAGUACUAUGCAGAAAUGUUUAAUAGGCUGUAACGGUUACAUUUUAAUGGACAAGUACUAGGGAGAAGAAAAUUAGAUAUUUAAAUACUGGAGUAUUGUUAGGGUACCAAGUUUUUGAAAAUUGUAGUAUAUGUUUUCCUUAUUUACUGUGAUCAUUUCGGUUUAAAUGUAACAUGAAUGUGAUUUAUUUUUUGUAAUAACUAGAAGCAAGUCAAAAAAUAAGAGUUAUCUCCCUCUGAAUAGAGGUUGAACAAUGCAUGAGCAAAAUUAAAAGUUUUUUAUAUUAUACUCUUUCCAUUUUUCCCAUUGUUUAUCACAACAUGAGCAAAAACACAUUCAUAAUUUUCUGAUAAAUUUAAAUGACAUGAAGAUGGAUGGAUUCCGUAUGAUUUCCAUUAUAAUUUUCAGGUGUAUCAGCAUUAAAUUCAAUAUUUAAAAAUUAGGGGACUUGAAAUCUCUAUCAAACUUUAUUGCUUUAAGUGUCCAACAUUGCUUUCUCUUUCUGACCCCCAGUAUCUACAUGAGGAACCAAUUUUAAUCUGUUCACACAAUUUCUGAUUCGUACUGAUGAGUAAUUUACCAAAACUUGUACUAGUUGAAUCCAAACAUUUUAAACACCACAGACUAUAAUUCUCCUAAAAUCCUGUCAUAUUUUUAUUGUGGUGAUGGCUUGAUUUCCAAGUAAAUUUUCUUGCACAUUUCAUCCAAUUAUGGAAAUUUAGAGAAGGUGAUGGGUCAUUGGAAGUGAAUGAAAUGAAAUACCCCAAAUUGAACACAGAAUCAGCAAUUUGUAGAAAAUAAAAUAUCCACUCUUACAAGCAUUGCAUGUGUUCUUUGUUAAUAUGUUGUGAUAUGUUUAUUGGUGUUUUCCCCCAAAAAAGAGCAAAAUCCCAGUUUGGUUCAUUUAUUGUUGUUCUGUUUAGAGGAUUUUCUAACUUUUUUAAAAAUUAGAUGGUAUUUUAUUUCAAUGCAAUGCCUAUUAUGAUUCAGUUGUUAAUAAUUGCAUAUACUGAAAUUAACAUUAUCAUCUAUAGGUAUGCAAAUGAAUAAUGUUGAUAUCUUACAGUAUUUUUCUCCUUCAUUGAUCUAUAUGUUGAUAAUGCUCACAUUUUUAUCUAGAAAGUAUUAGUACAGUUUAAAGUAUUUUGAUAUUGAAAUUAUUGAUAAAAAGAAUGAUGUGAAAUUUAUCGUCAGGUUUGAAAUAUCAAAGUGAAGUUUGAAUGAAAGGGAUUAUGUUUUCUAACACCUUCCUAGACAGUAUAUUUUUAUACUAUGGGUAUACUGGUAGUUCAAGGGUUGUAUUUUUCCUGUUCAGUUAAAAUAGAACAAAAUAUUUGCACUCAAUCUAAUUAAGCGGAUCUAACAUCUAAUUUUAAUUAGAUUGUAUUUGCACUGAAUGCAAGGAUCUUUGGGAAAAUACAAUUUUUUGCUUCACUUGAUAAUGCAGAUACAUGUAAUGUUAAUGAAAGAUAACUUAUUCCUAUAUACUGUAAACGACUACACAAAAAUUAUGCUCUAUCAACAUAGCUAGCAUUUAAAAUAGCAAUCGAAACAUGUAUGAAAAUCAACAUUAUAACGUUGUUUGAGGAUUGUGUCUGGGUAUUGUAAUUGUAGAAGUGUUUUGUGGUCAAUCUGAAUUAAAAUUAGAUCGUAUGAUCUGCUCAUCUACUAUCGCUACACAUGGUAGAUGAGUGGAUCAUAGGAUCUAAUUUUAAUUAGAUUGGUUUUGUGGUAUGCUUUAUGUAGAUUUUGGACAGGGCAUUGAUGAAAUGGGUAAUUUUAAAGUGUAACAUUUACCCUUCCCAUAAUUCUUUUAACAUUAUUUUGCUUUAGUUCAAAGCUUUAUGUAAAUUUCAAAGUGAAUUCUACAUAUCUUAUUUGGAGUUUGGGAUCUGAAAUUGUAAAAGAUCUGUUCUUUUGAGUAAACGUUUAAUUCACUUUUUUUCUUUCUUUUUUUGUAUUGAUUUAAAAUUUAUGUAUUGUGGAUUAAAGGUUUAGAUAUGAGAUCCCAUAAGAUACAUACACGACACAUUGUCACAAUGACUGUAAGAAUAUCCUACUGGGUCUCAGGUGCAUAAUAUUAAUCAUUAAUAUUGUUUACAUUUGCACUUUGCUAAUAAAGUAUGUCAAAGCAUAAAAGCCA
Molecule: messenger RNA, 4859 nt
Organism: Ostrea edulis (European flat oyster)
Lineage: Eukaryota; Metazoa; Mollusca; Bivalvia; Ostreida; Ostreidae
Product: protein rolling stone-like
Exons: 6
Coding region: 206-1120 (304 amino acids)
Cellular component (GO): membrane
Source: RefSeq, a predicted model, not a curated record